Messenger RNA from Alexandromys fortis (reed vole), 4987 nucleotides. It is a transcript of the gene Ptdss1, whose product is annotated as phosphatidylserine synthase 1. The transcript has 13 exons. Gene Ontology annotation, molecular function: L-serine-phosphatidylethanolamine phosphatidyltransferase activity. Bases 148 to 1569 code for a protein of 473 amino acids. Gene Ontology annotation, biological process: phosphatidylserine biosynthetic process. The record is from RefSeq and is a predicted model, not a curated record. Lineage: Eukaryota; Metazoa; Chordata; Mammalia; Rodentia; Cricetidae.
CGGCCCUUCCCUCAGCGAGCUCCCUUCGCAGGGCGCCAGACCGGGUCCCGGCGUCAGGCAGCUACCCGGCUGUGGUCUGUCACUGCGGAGGUCCCAGCCUUCGCGGGCCGGGGCCUCCGCCGCCCCGGCAGGACGGGGAGAAGGACCAUGGCGUCCUGCGUGGGGAGCCGUACUCUGAGCAAGGAUGAUGUGAACUACAGGAUGCAUUUCCGCAUGAUCAACGAGCAGCAAGUGGAGGACAUCACCAUAGACUUCUUCUAUCGGCCGCACACUAUCACCCUGCUCAGCUUCACCAUCAUCAGCCUCAUGUACUUCGCCUUCACCAGGGAUGACUCUGUUCCAGAAGACAACAUCUGGAGAGGCAUCCUCUCGGUUAUUUUCUUCUUUCUCAUCAUCAGCGUGUUAGCGUUCCCCAACGGUCCAUUUACUCGACCUCAUCCAGCCUUAUGGAGAAUGGUUUUUGGCCUUAGUGUGCUGUAUUUCCUCUUCUUGGUAUUUCUCCUUUUCCUGAACUUCGAGCAGGUUAAAUCCCUAAUGUAUUGGCUAGAUCCCAAUCUUCGAUAUGCCACAAGAGAAGCGGACAUCAUGGAGUAUGCUGUGAACUGCCACGUGAUCACCUGGGAGAGGAUCGUCAGUCACUUUGAUAUAUUUGCAUUUGGGCAUUUCUGGGGCUGGGCCAUGAAGGCCUUGUUGAUCCGUAGUUAUGGGCUCUGCUGGACAAUCAGCAUCACCUGGGAGCUGACAGAGCUUUUCUUCAUGCAUCUGCUGCCCAACUUUGCUGAGUGCUGGUGGGACCAGGUUAUUCUGGACAUCCUGUUGUGUAAUGGUGGUGGCAUCUGGCUGGGCAUGGUUGUUUGCCGAUUUUUGGAGAUGAGGACUUACCACUGGGCAAGCUUCAAGGACAUCCAUACCACCACAGGGAAGAUCAAACGUGCUGUGUUGCAGUUCACCCCUGCUAGCUGGACUUACGUCAGGUGGUUUGACCCUAAGUCUUCCUUUCAGAGAGUGGCUGGGAUAUACCUAUUAAUGAUCAUCUGGCAGCUGACUGAGUUGAAUACCUUCUUCUUGAAGCACAUCUUUGUGUUCCAAGCCAGCCAUCCUUUAAGCUGGUGUAGAAUUCUCUUCAUCGGCUGCAUUACAGCUCCUACAGUGAGACAGUACUAUGCUUACCUCACUGACACGCAGUGCAAGCGCGUUGGGACACAGUGCUGGGUGUUUGGGGUCAUUGGUUUCUUGGAAGCUAUUGUUUGCAUAAAAUUUGGACAAGAUCUCUUCUCUAAGACCCAGAUACUCUAUGUUGUAUUUUGGCUUCUUUGUGUGGCCUUCACCACGUUCCUGUGUCUGUACGGCAUGGUUUGGUAUGCAGAGCACUAUGGCCACCGGGAAAAGACCUACUCAGAGUGUGAAGAUGGUACUUACAGUCCAGAGAUCUCCUGGCAUCAUGGGAAAGGCUCAAAAGGUUCUGAAGACAGCCCACCCAAGCAUUCAAGCAACAAUGAAAGCCAUUCUUCCAGAAGAAGGAACCGGCAUUCCAAGUCCAAAGUCACCAAUGGAGUUGGAAAGAAAUGAAGGAACCUAGUUAAUCUCAGAUGUUCCAGAGAGUGCCUAGACAUGAGAGGGCAACAAAACACACUCAGACCUUCCUAUGUGGAGAUCAAAAUGUACAGAACUUACAGAAGGAACAGAAGGGACUUUGGGGAUCAUGAUUUGAGAGUGUAAGUCUUGUCUCCCAUUGCCCUGAACACACGUUAGACUGGCCAUGGCUUGGGGUACUUUGCCUACAGGAGGUGUCUUCUAACUUCAGCACAUGCUGUUUGGUUGCUGAUCUCUAUACAGUGUGCUGGGAGCACAGGAGAGCUGUUUGCUCCUGGUUGCCAGCAAUGGCUCUAUGCUCAUGUGUCUUGUGGACGCUGUAUAAAUAACUUCGUUCAGAUGCCGACUUAACCAACUGGUUAAUGAACUGCUCACUGGGUUUUAUUUUUAUGAAUCUGCCUUUCCAUUUGACUGAUUAAGUUCACUUUGCUUUUUUUUAUCUUUUAUUUCAUGUUUCAAGUUAGAAUGUUUAAAAGCUUCCAGAAUCCACUGCUGAAAUUGGGGUUCCUUCUAGAGAAAGGGUGGGGGGAGCUUUUGGGUCCCUACUUAGCAUACUCAGUCCCUAGCCACAUGACAGAUGACUAGCAGUCUAAGUUGGAAGGAGGCUGACUGCUUGUACUGGAGCCUGAGCUUUGGAGUGGAACCUGUUCUGUUCCAUUCCAAACACUGUCCAGCCCGAGUGUACAAAAACGACCCUGCUGCAGGAGCUGGGGCACUGUGGCUCCUCUCCUGCCAGGUGCCUUUCCCGUGUGCUUGUGUUCCUUCUGUGGUGUGUUGCCUACUUUGUCUUUCUGUCUCAUGUGAGGUGCUAGUGAGUCUUAACUUUGAUCUGUGCCAUGCUCUCCUAGAACAUUCUCCCACCCUGGAUCCUUGUUUUAAAUAAAUCAAUUCACAUGAAAAACCUCAAAUAUCUGUCUGUUAAAAUGGCAUUUCUUCAUACCUUUUUGAUCUUUGAACUGUUUAUAAGCAACCUCAUAUUUUACAAUUGACUUUGGGUUAAUAAAUAUGUGUGUGUUUUAUAGGUUGAAAAGAAAAAGAAACAAUAUUUUAAAAGGGCUUAUAAGUAUAUGUCCUAGUCUGAAUGUUCCAGAGUGAUCCACAGGAAGUGUAGCCAUUGUCUGUCCCUAUGGUCAUGCUUAUUAAGUUGGGUUUUCUUUCUCAAACAAGUGGCCUGCACAGAUACAGACUUGCUAGCCCUUUCCCUUUUCCCUGGAGCACAAUGAUCUUUUUGUCUUUGCCCCUCUUAAAAGAAAAUUUUGAACUAUAAAAGUUAGGUAGACUACUUGCACUGGAACCUGAGCUUCGGAGUGGAACCUGUUCUGGUCCAUUCCAAACACUGUUUGUCCAGCCAAAGUGUACAAAAGUGACCCUGCUAGAGGAGCAGGUCUAGAAAUUUGUAUCUGUCUUACAGAUUCUAUGGCAUGUCGUAGAAACUAUAAGGGUUUCCAAGUCCAUUUUCCAGGAGAGUUUCCUUCUUUUAAAAAAGAAUUCCCUGAUGAGAGGGUUAAAUGAAUCAUGAACAGGCAGGGUCACAGUCAGUGCUCUGGGUGACAACUUGAUUUAGAGUUACCCACAGACUUACCUCUUCAGCCAAACAUGUCCUGAGAAGAGCAUCAGCAGCAACUGGCCCACACUGGGAGUCCAGGGCAGGCCAUAACUCUCAGCUUCCUCACCAAGUCCCAUGAAUGUGUUUAAAGUGGGACAAAGCAUUGCAUGCUGCAUAUACUACCUGUCAUUUCCCAUCCCUUGUUUUCACAGUUCUGGAAUUGAUCCCAGGGCCUCCUGUGUGCCAGACAAGAGCUCUGCUGCUGAGCUUUGGCUUUCUUGCAUUCCGUUUAACAAGCUUUUGCAAACAUGGUAUGACUUUAAAACAUCACUUUGCUUUGCAAGUAGGUGAGUUUGUUUUGUGUCUGUGCAAUUUUGAUGAGUCCAAAAAUUUGUAUCUGAGUUGCCAAGUCCAUUUUCCAGGAGAGUUUGGUCUGAUAUUGUAGGACUCAUCUAGUAGUUGGCUCAGCCUCUCCAAAGGGGCACAUGCCCUUUUUUUUUUUUUUUUACAACCAGACAGUAAAGUGCCUGUGGAGUUAGUUGGUGGUGAAUUUGACAUUGCUGUGGUAUGCACAAGAACCAAAGUACACAUGAGGCAGUGUUUCCUCUCUGGUUUUGUAGGAAACAGCUAGGAAAGCACAUUGAGUUCAAAGUUUCUUUUUCCUCUUUGAGCAAGUGCUCUUAGCUGCUGUAUUGGCCAAACCAACACUUUCUGUGUCUGUGUUAUUUGUCUACACCACACCACUGGUCUUAGCCUACAUUUCCACCCAUCUCUGGAAAUUGAUCCCAGGUUGAUGCAAGUAGAAUACAUGUUCCAGAGGCAUUCUUCAUGGAGUGGUAACUGUUUCGUCACCUCAUGAACCACUUGGCAGAUGGCUGUCUUUAAAGAUACCACUGUUGAGGGUGUAGAGCAGGAGGAAAUUUGUGUCUUUCACCCUAAUUAACAUUGUACUGAGUGGCAGACCCUCUCACUUUUAUCAUCCUUGAUCCCACCGACCUCUCUUCCUUCCCUCUUGUUCCUUUCACCGCUCAUAAAGAAGCCUUGACCCAUCCUCAGAUAUGUUACUGCCCUGUUGAGCAUUUCGAAGAUACCCAACAUCUGGUAAAUGACAGUCUUCUCUAGGAUUACCUCUGUGGUAAACUUGGACUUCAAGUUCUCACCCAAGAAAAUAAAAUUGGUUACAUCAGUCCCGCCUUCCUGGUCCCCACUCAGAAGGCACUUGCCUCAGAGCAUUCUGAGAAAUGUUUCCUGCUCUGUUAAGGCCUGCAUUUUGGAAUUGGAUUUCUAGAAUAUAUGGGGUAAACUGUGCAUUUCGAGGUCCUCACCUAGAGUGACUAGGAGGGAAGCUGAGCAGAGAGGAGGCUUACUGCUAGAUAGGAAAUAAGUGGGGACUUUGGGCGCACACUGCAGUCAAGCCUCUGAACACUGUGUUAACAUCCAUUGGCUGUGCUCAGUGGCUCUCAUAGGACUACUGGGCUGACCACAGUGUUUACCAGGUGAGCGUGACUUAAACAUUCAGAAAGUCCACAGGUAGACUCUUGUGCCUGCAUAUUUCUUAUUUCUGUAAUGGAAAAAGACCUCUGGCUCCUGCAUCCCAUCAUCCAGUGGAACACUUUUUUUCUUUAUGCAUAUGCAUGUUUCUGUGAUUACAUUGAGAUCUGGUUCUUUGCAGUCAGUAUUGGAAUGACUGAUACUGAUGGGCCGCAAUCUUACUGCUCAUACUAAUUACUAGAUUUUUGUAACUUUUAUUCUAAACCUUAUGGUAAGAUGAUCACAGGUAAAGGCUGCAAUAUUUUUUUGUUAGACUUUGGAAUUUGGUGCAAUAAAUAAAAUGGACUUUUAAUUUUG